UUGAAAAACAUGUUCAAUCACAUCAAACACGGAUUUUGAUAAACAACUGGUUUUAUAAAGAAAUACAGAGUUCGCAUAUACAAAUUUUGGUAGAUCAUUGAUUACGAAGGGGAAAUACCACGGAUACAGGACCGUAAAUUUCCAAAAAGUCCAAGAAGGAGGAAACGAUCAUGUUCGUUCGUGUUGUCAAUGACAAUCCUGAUGCAGUGUUAUUUUGAAUAUUUUCAUGUAUGACAGCUAUAGGUAAAUGAUGCAGAGUGGACAUCCGAAGUGUACAUAACAGAACUGAUCAGGAAGCUAGAAGAAAACAUUCAAGAUGCAGACACUGGACGUAUGCAAGAAAACAUCUGGCAAAAUUUGGCAUCGAAAACCGACGCCAUCAAGUGAUAAUGGGUUGAUGCUAAGAGUGAGCAGUAGUUUCGCAGGGGCGUUGUCAACUCCAUCACACACGGUCCGCUUCCUACAUGCAUCAUUUGAUGCAACAGGAGACAACUUACUGGCAGGCGAUCACCAAGGAAACAUCUUCAUGUUUGAUAUUAACAGAAACAGAUUUUCCUUGGUACAAAAGACAGGCCAUCCUUGCACAGCUCUUGCAUUUUCUCUAAGAAGAAGGACAGAGUUCCUUGUUGGCCUGUCUGAUUACUCCCUGAAGUGCUAUGAUACAGAUACUAAGGAUUUGGUUGCCUGGAUGAAGGGCCAUGAAUCAGCCAUACACAGCAUUUCUGUCCAUGCGUCUGGGCGCUAUGCCUUGACCACAUCAGCGGACGUCGCUCAUCUGUGGGACCUGGACACCUUCCAGAGGAAGAGGAAGCUCAACAUCAAGGAGGAUGUUGGUGUGUUACAGGUGUUCUUCCUGCCAUUGAGCAACACAAUCAUAACUUGUUUCCGUGAUGACUCGAUCUUCGCCUGGGAAUCUGAGACCCUGGACUGCAGGUUCCAGCUGCCUGUGCCUCCUGGCAACAGUCCACAAUACCGAGCAUUUGCAGCUACCAGAGAUGGGCGUGUUCUGGCAGCUGGGGGUCGGUCACGCUUCGUUCACCUCUGGUCACUCGACACCAGGCGGCUCCUACGUAUAGUGGAGCUGCCCAACAAGGUGACGUCCGUCAAGUACAUGGAGUUUGUCCCAGACAACUUUCAAGGUGGAGUUGAUCAGGUCUUGGGGGUGUUGUGUCAAGAUGGAAUAAUGAGAUUCAUCAAUAUUGACACAUGCAAGCUUCUGUUUGACAUCGGCACAAUAGAGAAUCGUGUGUGUAAUGCUUCCAUAAGCGCCAAUGGUCGGUAUGUUGCCACGGUGAUGGAUGAUGGCAAUCUUCAUCUGUAUAGUGUGCCAGCCCUCUCCUCAGAACUCAAUAAGCCACCAGCUCCCCUGGUGAAGGUUGUGGCCUCCAACAAAAUGUCAGACACAGUAACCACUGAUAAUGACAAUGAGAAAAACCUUCACAAGUCUUCCACAUCCUUCUCACGGAGGAGGCGACCAAAGGGGCGACAGACCCAGGAUGAUGACACCGCAAGUCUACCAGAAGGGCUGGACAUGGACAAGCUCAGCGCUAUUCUGAAGGAAUUUGGCGAAUACCCAUACAAAUACAGAAUGUUCAUAUGGAGGUCGGUCCUGCGGCUGCCAGAGAACCAUGCUGCUUAUGGUGCCCUUGUGGACAAGGGAGCUCACCCUGCUUACUCCAAACUUCAUGAAGCCUACCCUAUAAAGAGCCGAAAACUGCUGAGGGUACUUCAGAGAGUCCUGUCAGCGCUAGCACACUGGUCACCAAUAUUUGGGGAAACUCAGUAUCUUCCCAUGCUUGCCUUCCCCUUCAUCAAGCUCUUCCAGAACAACCAUCUUGUCUGCUUUGAAAUCAUUGCUACUCUCUUAGGAAACUGGGGUGGCCACUGGUUUGAGUAUUUCCCAAACCCUCCAAUAAACGUGUUGGCCAUGGUGGAGAACAUCAUUGCUCACCAUGACCAAUACCUCCUGCAGCACUUCGUCAAGUGCAAGGUCACUUCACAGAUUUACGGAUGGCCACUUCUUGAAACAGUAUUUUCGGAGGUCCUGACCAAAGAAGAGUGGUUGAUGAUGUGGGACAAUGUAUUCAGUAAUCACCCUUCCUUCCUGCUGAUGGUGGUGGCUGCCUACUCCAUCUGUGCACGAGGUCCUCUCAUGCAGUGCACAGAGCUGGACGACUUCAAGUACUUCUUCCACCACCGCAAUGCUGUAGAUGUGAAGCAGGUCCUGAAGGAGGCUCACCGCCUCAUGGCAUCCACACCUGCUGACAUACACCCACGCAAGUCCCUGGAGGAAUACAAGCCCCUCACACGAGGACAAUACCCUGUGUUCAACAAAUACCCCAAGUUUAUUGUGGACUAUCAGGUACAAGAACGGGAUAGGAUUCGACAAGAAGAAAUGGAAUAUCUCCGUCAGAAGAAGGUGUCGAUGGAGGUGCAGCGAGAGACACUCAAGAAGCAGCAGGAGGAAGAGGCAUGGUACAGACAGCAGCAGCUGCUGACAGAGGCAGAGGAGAAGAGGCGUAAUAUGAUAAUGCAUGAAGAGGAGAAGCUAGUGGACCAGAGGAAGAGACUGUUUGCCAUGAACCGGGAGGUGAAGCUGAAGGAGCUGCAGCUGCUGGAUGCUGCCAGACAGAAAUUCCUCCACUUCCAGCAGAAGCAGAGAGAGGCUGAGCUCAAGAGGCUGGAUGACGAGAUGCAGAGAAAGGCUCUGAUGAGGGACCAGGAAACAGCAGCAGCUCUUGAGGAAGGGGAGAUCAAGAACCUGGAGCUGCAGCUUCAGAAGAAGAUGUUUGAACAGGAGUUGUUCCGGGACUAUGCGACAGCAUCGCACACACUGCGCACAGAGAAGGACAUGCACAGGAAGCAGGUGGAGCUGGAGGACAGGAUACAGAACCGACUGAGGGAUGCUGAGAGGGAGAGGGAGCUGGAGGUCAGGAAGAUGAUGUCUCAGAACUUGGCCCAGGCAUCUCAGAAGAACAUAGACAUGUGGGCUCACAAAGAGAUGCAGCAUCGCCAUCAGAUGGAGGACCUGGAGCGGGAGGCCAAGAAUGUGCAGCUGUCUCGUCUACAUGUCCAGAACAGAGAGCUGGAGCAGGAAGUCCAUGACUUGAUGAGGAGAUGCCAUGACACAAGGGAGGAUGAGACGGAGGCUGGGUAUCGGGAUUUGUUAGCGGACCAGGACGAUCGAGAGAACACCGCAUCACGAAGGCUGCUGAGUCUGGAGGAAGAUAUACACACUGGCCGCCAGCAUUCCCGGGAUCUGUCUCAACAGGCCAUCGACAUUGUUAACAGAUACCAAACAGCUUCAUAUCAUGAUAACAGUGAGCUGUAUGACAGUGUCGACACAGGUGACAACUCAAAACUCUCAUUUGAACGAAGUCGCAGAACGUUUGAUGACCAGGAAAUAGCUUUAUUGAAUGGUGUCCGUCAGUUAAGACAAAGACUAGCCACAGAAAGCAGAGGCCGGAAACCCCCCAAGGUCCACGAAGGAGACUGAGACAGAUGGUAUAGACACUGCACUCUGCUGUGCAUCAUAAGGUUGCAUUGUGUAUUGCCAUGUUUCACAUCACAACCAGACAAUUAUUCAUUUCCAAAAUAUUAGAAUUGUUUGCAAAUUCAACAAGUAGUGAAAACAGAAGAACACAUUGUUAGCUUACUGUGUUAAGUAUCAGUGAUGUAUAAGAUGUCUAAGGUAACCCAGAUUGCCUCUGGUGUCUUCGUGUUAAUCAAAAUUAACAAGGUUCUGUGUGCAUCUUUAUAGAACUAGAAGAGGAGUAAAGGACUUUCUGAUCAGGUUCAUAAAUUGCUGAUGGGAAACUUAAAUAUACUCAGCAGCAAAAACAAAGUCAGUUCGAAUUCAAAAUUAUAUAGGCACUGUAAUCAAAUCAUUACAGAAAUGGACAUAAUGAGCAGAUCAAAAAUAUUUUUUGUGUACAAUAUCUUGACACAUCAAUGAAUAACUCAGCACAAUUCCAAGAUAUUACAUG
This is a messenger RNA of Haliotis rubra (blacklip abalone), 3986 nucleotides long. Its product is annotated as TBC1 domain family member 31-like. The record is from RefSeq and is a predicted model, not a curated record. The transcript has 24 exons. The coding region runs from base 317 to 3496 and encodes 1059 amino acids. Gene Ontology annotation, molecular function: protein binding. Gene Ontology annotation, cellular component: centrosome. NCBI's taxonomy places the organism in Eukaryota, Metazoa, Mollusca, Gastropoda, Lepetellida, Haliotidae.